Melampsora larici-populina 98AG31 is the source of this 1883-nucleotide messenger RNA. RefSeq lists its product as uncharacterized. Gene Ontology annotation, molecular function: protein binding. The coding region runs from base 185 to 1252 and encodes 355 amino acids. The record is from RefSeq and is a predicted model, not a curated record. Gene Ontology annotation, cellular component: Golgi apparatus. The transcript is spliced from 7 exons. Gene Ontology annotation, biological process: Golgi organization. Lineage: Eukaryota; Fungi; Basidiomycota; Pucciniomycetes; Pucciniales; Melampsoraceae.
GUUAAAUCAUAAAAUAAUCAACUUCUCAUUCUCAUCCCUUUCAUCAAACUACAAUCUCAACACUUUAAAACCAACCCAUCACUUCAAAACCAACCCAUCACUCAAACCCAACCAACACUUCAAACCAAACCAAAUACUCAAAUCAAACUCAACACUCAAAUCAAAUCCAACACUCAAAUCAAUCAUGGGAGCACAAGAAUCUCACUUUUCUCAAGACGGAUCCAAUUCAUCUGCCUUACGUGGUAUCAAAGGUUACCACGUCUUAAGAGUAGCAGAUUCAUCACCAGCAUCUGAAGCCGGGAUCGAACCUUUCUUUGAUUACAUUGUAGGAAUCGGUGGUCAAUCUAUCACCGAAGACGGUGAUUUACUGACCAAUUGGUUAGAUCAAUCUGAAGGAAAACCAAUCGUACUUCAAGUUUAUAGUUCUAGACGUCAAGAAGUUAGAAAUAUACGCGCUUUACCCAAUCGAAAAUGGUCAAUGAGUCCAACAAAUGAUUCAAAACCUUCACUCUUGGGUCUUUCUUUAAGACUAUGUAGUCCUGAAAACGCUUUAGAAAAUGUAUGGCAUAUUCUAGAUAUCAUUGAAGGAUCUCCUGCUCAAGAUGCAGGUUUGGUACCUUUUGGUGAUUGGGUUAUCGGUUAUGCUGGUGGGAUCUUGAGAGGAGAGAAUGAUUUUUAUAGGGUUGUAGAAGAGCAUGAAGAAAGACCUCUUCGAUUGUUUGUUUAUAAUGCUGAUUAUGAGGUCACACGAGAAGUAGUGAUCAUUCCGAACCGCUCAUGGGGAUCAGGAGAAGGUUUAUUAGGAUGUUCAAUAGGAUUCGGAUUAUUACAUCGAAUUCCGAAAACGACGACUUCAACCACUGCACCAUCUUCAUUAAUUCCAAAUGCACAAGAAAUUUAUAAUUCAACUAAUCCAAAUCAACAUUAUUCAAAUCGAAUGAUAGAAGAAGAUGAAGAUGAAAGGAAACUAUUAAAAGAAAUCAAUAAAACUUCAUCUAUUAAUUUUUCAUCACCUAUACCUAUCAUUAAUGAUCGAUCGACUUCUAAUUCACCUAUUAGAGAUUCAUCUGUUUCGAAUUCGAAUUCUCCUUCUUCUCCUUUAACUUCUUUUAAUUUAAAUCAAGUUAAUAAAUCAAGUUUUAAUGUUCAUAAUGGAAAUGGAAAUGGAAAUGGGAUUUCGUCUUCUUUAUCUUCUAACUUUGGGAGAAAUUUAGCGGGGUCUGUGAUUGAAGAAGAAGAAGAUGAAAAUUGAAGUUGAGAAAUAAGAAUGGAAAGUUUUGGUUUCAGAAGAAAGAAAGAUCGUGGGAAGCAUUUGAUGAUUAUUGGAUUGCUGGAUUUUUUUCCUUUUUUUUUUGGAUUUGGAUUUGUAUAUCAUUGAUGGAUUUUCUAUCUCUACUGAACAAGAGAGAAAAUAAGUUUUUUUUUCUCUUUUGGUUUGGGUUUCUUUUCUUUGUUCGUUUUUUUCCUUCUUACAUCAGUUUUUUUUAACGUUGAUUUUUCGAAAAACAACAGAUCAGUUUCAAGAGAAGGGACUCAAACCCAACACACCAAAAAAGACAAUCUUUGCUACAUUUCAAUCCAAUUUAAAUUUGAUUUUAUAUUUCUUUUUUUUUGGUUUUGUAUUGAUUUUGAUUAUGAUUGUGAUUUUUUUUUGGUUAUAAGAGAUCAACAUUUUUCAAAAACCUGAAUCUCUUUUUUUUGUAAAUAUACAACCACUUGUAAUUUGUUUUUUUUUGAAAAGUGUUGGUCAGAUGAUGAUGAUGAAGUAGUGAUGUUGUUGUUUUGUGUUUUCAUGUGAUUCCAAGGGUUUCUUUUGACUCACUUUGUACAUAUAUAUCCCAAUUUGAUUACAUUUGAUUUCCAAAGAAAAGGUCUUUUGUUGU